AUGUCUUUUCUUUCUAUUUUUUAUUGGUGUCCUUUCUUUCACUUUCUUUGUUCCUUUCUAGAUAUUUUUCCUUUUCUUUUUCUUUCUGCAUUUCGAGAUACUUUUUGCUUUUUUCCUUUUCUUGUAUUUUUUUUCUUUACUUCUUCGCUUCUCGCCUUUUUUUCAUUCUUUUCGUAUCUCAUUUUCUUAUUACUACACUUUGUUCACACAAUCCGAUUCCUUCUUUAUUUAAUUCUGUUAUUCUCCUAUUUGUUUCUACACCUCUUUUUAUUUGACUAUCAAUUUUCACUCUCUUCCCUAACUCUUCCUCGCUUUCUUUCUUUCUUUCUUUCUUUCUUUCUUUCUUUCUUUCUUUCUGUCCUUUUCCCUUCUCAUACUCUCAUUCUCAUUUUUCAUUUAUCCCCCACUCCAUCUUUCUUUUUUUAUCGUUCUUUCUUUGUUCCUCUUUCUCAUUCUUUCACCUCUGCUCUCCUACAUUUCUUUUGUUUCUUCUUCUCUCUCUCUCUCUCCCUUCUCUCUCUCCCUUCUCUCUCUCUCUCUCUCUCUCUCUCUCUGUUCUUCUUUCUCAUCCUCCAUUUUCUCCAAGUUGAACUGUUUUACGCGGAGGGUCAAAGACUCUGCGGACGGCCUGAAGAAAAUAAGAAACAUCAGAAAAAAAAGGACGAUCCGAACGGAGGCGUGAAAGGAGAAGGCUUAAGAAUUGGGGUGACUGAGGUCAGGGUUCAGUGGAAGGGAUUGGGAACAGGAUGGUAUGUCGUUAUCAACAUACAGGAGGUCAGUGGUUGGCUGCAGGCAUAA
This is a messenger RNA of Acanthosepion pharaonis, 798 nucleotides long. The record is from the annotation of a GenBank genome assembly. NCBI's taxonomy places the organism in Eukaryota, Metazoa, Mollusca, Cephalopoda, Sepiida, Sepiidae.